CUUUCAAGGGCGAAAGGCGGCAAGCCUUCAAAUAUGUUUGUACUGUUGUUUCCUGUUUACAUUUUGUUGCUUUUCUAUGAGAAUGUUUAUUUUGCAUAAUACUAUCGAGAGUAGACUUCUCUAGGUUAUUUACAGGAAAAAGAUAUUUUUAAAAAUAGUAAUACAUUCACAUUGUCCAGAAACCUAGUUGUAUAUAAAACUGCUUUCAAAAUAAUUCGCAUAAACUCAUACAAAAGCUAUUCAAAUCUUUAAAAAUUUGACUAUGGGAAGACACCAUUGUUUCAAUUAUGUUUCACCUAGGCAAGUAUGAAGCAUUUCCAAUUACUCCAGGUUCACCAGUUAAAACGUGAUUAUCUAGAUAGUCUAUUUGUGUCACUAGGAAAAAUGAAAAUCUACUGCUUAAUUCCUACGGUAGGUGUACCUAUGGCUAUAGUCAUUUUCAUUGAAAUGACCACAAGUUUGAAACUUCGAUUAAAAAGGGAGAUUUUACCAACGGUUAUGGAUCAUAUUCUAGUUAAAUAUUUGUCCGGCAAAUGAUCAGAUAUAACAAUGUGAAUACAUAUAAUAAAUGCAGGAUAUAUGGAGUGAAUUGCCUGUUUCAGAUGUGACAAAAUUGUAAUUAUACUAUGUAGCAUCACAUAGAAUUCGAAAAUGUUUUGACAUAAAUAGUUUCACCGUAUCAUUGGAUAUGCACGCAGAUUAUGACAUACUUUAUUUUUUGAAGUCGUAAAAAACAACUAUUAUAACCAAUAACAGUUUGCAGAAAAUGAAGUUGUGCCUUAUUAAAUUGUUGUGAAGUAGAAUUUAGAGAACUAUACAGAGUAUGAAACAUAUUGCGCCUAUUCCUAAUAACUUGUCCAAAAGCAUACUUGUAGCUUUUAUACUAUAGAUAACCUACACAAAUUUUGAUGAAACUCGAUUUCUUGGACAAUAAUUUUGAUAUUUGAGUUCGCAACUUCACAUCAUAAUAUUACCUCAUUAUAAGUAAGGUGCACGACAGGAGUUAUUUACAUCAUCAUUUACUACUAAACUGGUUUAUAGGUAAAUUGUUUUCUUUCAGAGAUUUCGGUUAACUGAUCUUGCCAGAUAUAUUGAUCGAAUAAUUUUGUAUACUUGAAUUUUCUAACCUAUUAGAAGUAUUGGCUAUUCGAUGUUAUCAGUGCGAUAGUAAUGAAGAUGAUUCGUGUCCAGCCGGAAGAUUUUUCGAUACUAGACUUAAUGCAAUGAUAGAUUGUGGUAGUUUUUUAUCACAUUCACCUGGAACAUUUUGUGUAAAAAUUUAUCAAGAAAGCACUGGUUGGCAUUCAUGGAUAAAAGUCACACGAACUUGUGGUGCACGAACUGACUAUGGUUUAGCCUGGAGCUGUCGUUAUUGGUUUGAAGCACAAGGUGUUUACAAAGAAGUCUGCUACUGCCAAGACAGAGAUGGUUGUAAUAAAGCCACAACACUAUUCAUGAAUAACAAAGUUAUUUUACUCUUUACACUAUUUUUAUGUUUUAUUUUAUCAACGAAAUCGAUUUUUUUGUAAAUAACCGUUUAUUAAGCUAUUCAAACUUUAUAUUGUAUAUCAUUUGGCUUUUAGGUUACUGUAGAGAUUUCAAUUUCUUAGACUUCAAAACAUUUAAUAUAUGUGUAAAAACUGUAAAUCAGUUGAUAGAGUUGUAAAAUUUCAUCAGCUGAUGAAUUUAAGAUAUAUGCUAUACAUAUUCAACCACUAGAUCCAUUAACAUACUUUGCCGAAAACCAUGAAAAUAGGUUUUUAAAAGGAUUCAUAUAGUCAUAUCAGAAUAUGUUAUUAGCUCAUGAAGUUAUUGAAUCUAGAUAUGAAAUUUCAUUAUAGAAUGCUACGGAGUUUUUUGAAUCUGAAAUUUCACACCACGUAUUAAAUUUGGUUGGACAACCAUUAAAAACCUCAAAGAAACUUGACAGAUGUUUCAUCUAAAUUUGGGACUUCGUAACAGUGAAGUCAUGCUCAUUCCAAUGUUCGAAUCCAACAACUUCAGGUAUCGCAGGGAGCGCCUAACUUCUCAUUGGUUCACAUUCCUAAUAACAAUCAAUUUAUAUUAUUACUUGAUUGUCAUUAAAUGUAAUUAUUUAUCUCAUACCUGACGUCGGAAAACUUCAUCGAUUACUUCAGCAAUUUUCUAUUAACGCUAUACAUUUAUCAUCACAUGACAAUCGUUGUUAUUGUGUUGCGGUGAUUUUGAAUGUAACAACUGUGAUAUAUCGUCAAUGGCGAUGAUUGAACACUUAAAACUUCGCGGAUAAUCUCGGCUAACAUUUCAUUAUUGGAUGGUUGAAUUUCAUAAUUUGAUCACAAUGUAAACAUUUCAAAUUUAACAAGAAAAUGAAUUCAAUACCUGUAUUUGAGAAUACUUUAUUUCAUGGGGUUCGACCUACUGAAGAAAAGAUAACUGGUUUGAAAUACUGAAAAAACAUAAAAAUUGAUGAUUAUUCAGUUUAUGUUAUCUGUCUAUUUAUUGUUGUCAUGUCUUCCGGGCUAGAAAAAUAACAUAACACACCCAACAUGCUCAUCACAAGCUAGAAAUAUUAUCCAUGGUCUCCAACUUGUUUACUAAAUACACGAACUGGUCUAUGGUGAAACGUUGGUUUCACAAUAUUCAAAUCAUAGAAAUUUGAGGCUUUUCCUAGAAUUCCAUUAUUCUGCCUGUUUUGAAAAGCGUUAUCUACUUGGAAAAAGCUGUUGGUAAGGUCGUAAUUUAUGGACGAACCAGUCCCUAGACCUUAGCGCAAAAUUUAUCUAUUCAUAUGACUGAAUAACAUUUCGACACUAUAUAUGUCAGUUCACAGUGAAAAGUCUAACUCUAAUUCUUAACACUAACGUCUAACUUGAAAUCAUAAUCCUAGCUCCACACACUAAAUUGCAGCCUUCUCUUGACCCCAAUAAACAGGUG
Molecule: messenger RNA, 2916 nt
Organism: Schistosoma haematobium
Lineage: Eukaryota; Metazoa; Platyhelminthes; Trematoda; Strigeidida; Schistosomatidae
Exons: 3
Coding region: 1224-1529 (101 amino acids)
Source: RefSeq, a predicted model, not a curated record